GCUCAGGGGAGGGUUUCUAUGGUGACCGAAAGCGUCCACACGGGACUAGCUCAAUUUUAUCGAGGGUACAGCAGUUAGAAAGCCCACAAACGUGGAAAACGAACGUUCGACUCCUCCCAAUUUGUUAAUAACUUAAUAUUUAAUUAAUUACGAUGUCGAUGUACGUUAAUCCUCUCAUGUACUUAAAUCUCGGAGGAGAAAUGCUUUAUGUCAUUCAACAUAGACUCGCCGCCCAGAAAAUUGAAGAGCGGAAAACAAUUCAAGUACUGGACGACAUAACAGCAUCGUUCUUGAAUCCUAAAAUCCUGGCAACUGUCUUUCAAAAAGCCCCAUUAAUCAAUUUAACGUCCUUGCGAACAACCCUGGAGGCGAUAAGUCUCAGCUCGAUUAUGAAACUGGGCCAGAGUUCCAUGAACAAACUAUUCGAUCUCAUGAUGAUGAUGUUCAAGUAUCAAUUGAUUGCAUGCACUGGCCCGAGGGAAGUGAUCCUGGUGACUCUCAAUCACAUUGACGCGUUGAGGGACAUGGUCACACAGACCAGUGCACAUGAGUGCAUUACCCUGGUUCACAGGAUGAUUGUGGAUGUUUACGGGGAAUUGACUCACGACGAGAUCUGGCAGGCGAGAAAUGAGUGCCUGAUUGCCCUAGCCACCAUAAACGUCAGGGUUUCGGUUCUCCUGAGGCUUGGCCUUCAAAAUGACGACACAACAUUCAACAUUUUGCCUCAGAAUUACGAUGAAAAGUUCGAGGAGAGAAGGAGCGAAGUCGGAACAGUCAAGUUGCUCGAGGGCAAUCAGAAGGGAUAUAAUUUGGGGUCUUUCAAAUUGUUUGGACAUCGUGUUACACUGCUAGGAAAAAAUAUAUAUUCCCCGAAUUACAUAAAAGCAGUGAGAUGCAAACCAUUAAAAAAUCGUGACAAGUGUCUGAAAGACAGAGGAACAAGGGCGGAACUGGGAAUGUUGGCAAAGCAAUUGGGGACAGAGGAGACCUCCUCCGUUCCUCGCCCCUUCAGCCUCGACCUCUUCGAUGACUCUGGGGUGAUCGAGAUCGAUGACAAUAGGAACGACGAGAGUGAGGAGGCAGGAAAGACGGGGGAGACCCUGGGGAAGCUCGAUGCAGACCACAAGGCAAAACUAGACAAUAUUUCGGCAGAUCUGGAGGGAGAGGAGGGCAUUGACAAGAAGAUGAACCUUCUUCAACUGCUGGACGAAGUGGAGUGA
Molecule: messenger RNA, 1220 nt
Organism: Diachasmimorpha longicaudata
Lineage: Eukaryota; Metazoa; Arthropoda; Insecta; Hymenoptera; Braconidae
Gene: OSCP1
Product: protein OSCP1-like
Exons: 4
Coding region: 153-1220 (355 amino acids)
Biological process (GO): transport
Cellular component (GO): cytoplasm; plasma membrane
Source: RefSeq, a predicted model, not a curated record